AUGCUGCUGCUGCGCCGCCUUACCCUUCGCCGCCAGCUGCAGCGGUCACAAGCUCUGCAGCAGCAGCAGCAGCAGCAGCAGCAGCUUAUUGACUUCCCCCGCCCCAGGCCGCUGCCUAGAGGCCAGCUGGCGGCUGACUGCUCAGGGCUGAAGGGAUGCAGCAGCAGCAGCAACAGCAGCAGCAGCAGCAGCAGCAAAUGCGGCAACGGCAGUAGCAGGAGUCUGGGCUCCCGCCUUGCCAGCAGCAGCAGCAGCAGUCCGUGUUGCUGCAGCGCAUGCAACGGCAGGAGCUAUGUGGGCCUGAGGAGCAGGACGGGCAUCAGCAGCAGCUGCUGCUCCAGUUGCUGCAGCAGCAGCAGCAGCAGCAGCAGGAUCUACUGGCGCUUGAACAGUUCGCGUUUGCUGCACCGCAGCCAUCUGGCUAAGAAGCUGCAGCAGCAGGACCUUCGCCGAUACAAACACCUGGACGACAUCCCCAAUGCAGCAGCAGCAGCAGCAGCAGCUGCAGCAGCAGCAGCAGCAGCAGGCAACGGCCAAGCCCUCAGGAUAGAAAAGGAAACCUUUGCGCGGGAGCUGCUGCAGCAGCAACAUGCCAUUGCAACACUGUUUUCAGAGGAGCAGAAGGCAGCUCUUUUCGGCAAAGCAGCAGCAGCAGCAGCAGCAGAUAAGUCUGCAGCAGCAGAAGCAGCAGACAGCGCGGAAGCACCCUCAGCAGCAGCAGCAGCAGCAGCAGCAGCAGCAGGAAGGACCAAGCGGCGGCUCUCUGAAGAGCAGCAGCAGCAGCUGGAUAGACACCUGAGAAAGGCAAUGAAGGCCUGGCGCCUCCUGAGGCCAGGAGCAGACCCUUUCUAUAAGGAAGACGCAAUGCUGAAUUUAGAGAGCCAGUUGAACUCAUUGACUCUGGAACACUCGCCGCUGCAGCAGGAGCUGCUGCUGCAGCAGGAGCAGCAGCAAGGCGAAGAUGGCCUUGUCCCUCCCUCAGUAGGUCCCAGUGUACAUACAGCAGCAGCAGCAGCAGCAACAGCAGCAGCAGCAGCAGCAACAGCAGCAGCCGCAGCAGCAGCAGCAGCAGAACUUCUCAGCAGCGGCGCCCCCACCGCCGCAGCCACCGUCCCAGCAGCAGCAGCAGCAGCAGCGGCAGCAGCAGCAGCAGCAGCAGCAGCAGCAGCAGGUGCGGUCUGCUGCGCGCAGGUGAACCCCCUGUCCUUCAACCUUCCCGUUUUAAACCCCAGGGCCUUCGUGCUUGCUGUUGCUGCUGUGUCUUUGAGCCUGGGCGAUGACCUGCAGCAGCUGCUGCUGCUGCUGCAGGUCGACAAGCAGCUGCUGCCUCCCCGCCACCACCCCAAGCGGCUGCUGCUGCUGCUGGAGGCUUUCCAAGUGGCCGCGUGGCUAGCUAGCCACCUGCAGCGGGUGGUGGCUAGCCAGCAGCAGCAGCUGCUGCUGCCGCGAGCGGCCCCACAGGCCGUCAGCAGCAGCUCGCCGCCCGUGUCUUUGAGCCCCACCUACUGCAGCAGCAGCGGCAGCAGCCCGGAGAGCAGCACGGACGAGCGUUUUGCUGCUCUUUGUCUUCGCCGUUUGCGAGACCCUUUUUAUGACAUUGGCUUCGACUCUCUCUUCGACUCUUUUCUCAUCAAAGAAGAAGCUGUCGACAGUUUGCUGCUGCAGCAGCAGCACGCCGACGCGCCGCAGGUCCUCAAGGGCCUUGCUGCCUUCUUCGGGCUGACGGGACCCGACGGCAAAGGUGUCUAUACACCUGAAGUUGAGGCUGCUAUCUCUCGCCUUUUUGGAUCCUUAGCAGAAGUUGGCCUCUCCGAGUGGCUGUGCGCGGGCCCUGAGACAUUUGAGGAAUACCUGCCAUACGGGGACAUUCCGCCUGUGUCUGUCUCCCGGCAAGACAUGGAGACGGCUCGUCUUUUAAUUGCUGCUGCAGCAAAAGGCAAAGGCAAUCUUCUUGACUUUGAUGCAGCAAGCCCUUACAAGCUGCUGCACGGCAUUCCAGCCAAGACUGUGGAGGAGGAGCUGCAGGCGCUGCCUGAGAAUCCUUUUCUUCCCAGUAAAGACUUGGACCGUCUUUUUGAUUUGGAGGAAGCAGCUUGCUGCAUCAACCCAGCAGCAGCAGCAGCAGCAGCAGCAGGACCCCACAGUGCUUCUGAUGAGACGCUGCGCAAGUUCAAAGCCAAAUACGGCGUUACGCCCCUCGAGGCACUGGUGGACGACGAGCUGGAGUUUGUGCAGACUGCGGGCCCUGCUGAGUGGCGUUUGGACAGCAGCAGCAGCAGCAGCAGCAGCGGCAGCAGCAGCAGCGGCAGCAGCAGCAGCAGCGGCAGCAGCAGCAGCAGCGGGGCUGCUGCUGCAGCAGCAGACGAGGGUUUGGUGUUUGCUGCCUGGCGCUGGAAACGGCCCAGCCAAACUGUGCGAGAUGCAGCAAGAGGGGUUUAUGUCAGGGAACGGGGAGGAGUCGAUCCCCAGCUUUGUUUGCAGGAGCUGCGGCAGACGCUGCUGCAGGCCAACAGAAUGAUGGCCAUGACCAAGCAGGGGCGCGUGUACUACUACCGGGCGAUCGUGGGUGUGGGGAACGGGCGGGGGCUGUUUGGGAUCGGGAUCGGGUUUGGCAGCAAACCCAAAGAAGCUCGAAGUGCUGCUGCUUUAGCAGCAAUUCAAAACAUGAAGUUGCUGGACCUCGACAAAGACAAAACCCUCACCACGCCCCAGCACGCGCAGGAGUACUCCGCCCACGUCAAAAGUAAGCAGCAGCAGCAGCAGCAGCAGCAGCAGCAGCAGCAGAGGUGGCAGCAGUAG
Eimeria necatrix is the source of this 2799-nucleotide messenger RNA. RefSeq lists its product as hypothetical. Gene Ontology annotation, biological process: translation. Lineage: Eukaryota; Apicomplexa; Conoidasida; Eucoccidiorida; Eimeriidae. The transcript is spliced from 10 exons. Bases 1 to 2799 code for a protein of 932 amino acids. The record is from RefSeq and is a predicted model, not a curated record. Gene Ontology annotation, molecular function: RNA binding; structural constituent of ribosome. Gene Ontology annotation, cellular component: ribosome.